AUGAUUUGGCAGGCUGAGCACCCGGAUAGCCAGUACACGCUUCAACUCAAGGCCGAAUUACUGUGUCAAAUUUCUAAAGCAGCUUUGAUUGGAAAUUGGAAAUAUGUUCGGCGCUUGAUCCUCGGCUUCGCCAUUCGGAGAGAAGUUCACAUCGAGAAUGCGGCAUCUCUGACUCAUUGCGAUAUCGCCACCGAGUCAUUCCGGAACUAUGGUCUAGAGACGGAUCCAAUCCAACGGCCCGAGAGCCCCGUUGAUGAAGAGUCCGACAGCAGGUCGCCAUCCUACACCGCCACCAUUGCUGCUUUUGACAGAACACUAACGUGUCUCGACCCGUUACUGGAAGUUACCGCACCAAGUUCCAAAGUCAGUAGCCUGACUGCACUAUCGGAGCUAAGCGAAGCCCCAAGAUUGAAUAUUAGCAGUUCCUACAAUACUGUUGACGCACCUUCACCGGAAGACCGCGCGUCAUAUAAGCAGCUACUCGACAUCCUCCCAGGCCGUGAAAUGGUCGACCAUCUGAUAGAAACAUACUUUACAUCUAUUUCCACGCUAUUCUGUAUCAUCGAUGCCGCCACCUUCAAAGAUGAGUAUACGAUGUUCUGGCGGAACCCUAUUUUAGCGCCUCCCUCCUGGUUAUCCUUGCUUUUCGCAAUCCUGGCUCUUGCGUGCCGUGCGGAAGAAGAUCACACAAAAGGCGGUCUCUAUGAUUGUAUGUCGAUGUGGUACGAGAAUGCCGCCUGGGACUGUUUGUUGACCAACGACGCACCAUUUGAACCAUCGCGGAGUUCAUUAAAAGCAAUGGUACUCAUCAUCUAUGGUCGCACACACCGUGGAGAGAAUGUUCUCAAUCAACUGCAAAUGGCUCAUCAGAUGGCAAUUUCCAUUGAGUGUCAUGAGGAUAUCAGUCAGUGUGUUCUUCAGCCCUCAGUUUGCGAGGAAUGUCGAUCUCUUUCGAUUGGAUUGAAAACACUUUUCAUGCUCAAUGGCCAAAUGCAUGACUACUACCGCAACCCGGAGCUCAGAGAGCAAUUGCAGCUACUAGCUGAUACCGGCAAACUGUCCCCUGAAAACUCAAGAAUAUCAAUGGGCGUGGAAGGAUCAUCUCCCGCGCAGAUGACGUUCACCCAUCUAAAGUUUCAGCUUUUGAAAAUAUCAGAUACGAUGUGCCUGAUUGCAGAACUCGGUUUGAGGUCGGAAUGGAGCGUCGCUGCGCUUGAGGCUGAGAUAUCCCUCAUGGAGAAACACUGCAGCAAUCUCUACACUAAGUCCAGUGGAUCUGGUUCGCAGCUGGUGUCUCCCCACAUGGGCUACGGUAUACUGCACUGCUAUAUGAACUAUCUGCUUCAUCUUCUCUUCAUGCCUGAUCUCUGGCAAUACCUAAAUGGGGAUAUCGCACCCGAGACAGAGCUAUCUGCCUUCAAAUGUAUGGCAUUUGCAAAGGCCUCGUUGCGAACUUUCAAUCAUCUGGCUGAAAACAUACAGCCCAAUACUUAUGCUUGGUAUAUUCGAGGACUCGGAAGCUACUAUGCCGAGCAGUCGGCAUCUACUCUCAUCAGAGGCGCUACAGGGCUUGAGGGAGAAAAGGAAGACCAAGAGAUCCGUUCUUUAGUGGAGCAGGAGCGUUUAUUCUCGAAUACCGAUGAUUGA
Molecule: messenger RNA, 1647 nt
Organism: Penicillium arizonense
Lineage: Eukaryota; Fungi; Ascomycota; Eurotiomycetes; Eurotiales; Aspergillaceae
Product: fungal specific transcription factor domain-containing protein
Exons: 5
Coding region: 1-1647 (548 amino acids)
Cellular component (GO): nucleus
Source: RefSeq, a predicted model, not a curated record